Molecule: messenger RNA, 579 nt
Organism: Symbiodinium pilosum
Lineage: Eukaryota; Dinophyceae; Suessiales; Symbiodiniaceae
Source: the annotation of a GenBank genome assembly
GCGGCCAUGGUGUUGAUUUGCACCUCGGUGCCUUGCGCGCUGCUGAUGAUUGGUUACACCAUCUAUGGACUGACUCAAGCCGGCGUCCAAGGGAUUAUGGGCGGGCUCAUGGGAUGGAUGGGAGUCAUGAGCUUGAUGGAGGCGCGCAACAUCUACAAGCUGCGAAAGGCGCGGCAGCUGCACACGCACCCAUUGUUCGAGGUUGCCAAGUCCUGGCGCAGAACGGAGAGGGAUGCCUUCGGCGUGGUGCAUCGGAUCAACCAAUCAGAUUUCGAUGAUGAGGCUCCGCUGACAACUGGAGGUUGGCGAAAUUUCUGCGGCCUCUUCAGGCGGAGUUCCCCACAAGGGCAGCCGCUCUUCGAAGAGUCCGGGAGGGGGAGUCGCUGCUGCUGCUGUCCGUGCUUUAACUUCGUCUCCUCUCCGAGCACAGUGGAGAUUGUGCCGCCGACAGCUGGCGCUAUAGCGCAGCAAAACGCGCUGCGUGCGCAGCGGGAUCAGUUCGUGCAGAGGAUGGAGCAACAGCGACUGGAGCAGGCCAGAUCUGUGCGUGACCUCACCGAGGAGCGCAGUCCAUCCUGA